Alligator mississippiensis (American alligator) is the source of this 4645-nucleotide messenger RNA. It is a transcript of the gene AOC1, whose product is annotated as amine oxidase copper containing 1. Gene Ontology annotation, molecular function: quinone binding; copper ion binding; diamine oxidase activity. Gene Ontology annotation, cellular component: plasma membrane. The record is from RefSeq and is a predicted model, not a curated record. NCBI's taxonomy places the organism in Eukaryota, Metazoa, Chordata, Crocodylia, Alligatoridae. The transcript has 5 exons. The coding region runs from base 970 to 3201 and encodes 743 amino acids. Gene Ontology annotation, biological process: amine metabolic process; response to antibiotic.
GCACCGCUGGGACUCUGCCAACCCCUGACAGUCCCAGACCCAAACCACGGGUUAGAAACAAAGUGCAGAUCCGGCUAGCGCCUCGGCCUGUCCCCACCAGCCGGGCACUGGCCAGUUCCUUGGGGCAAGUGAAGGCGGUCUGGGCAGCUCACCCCUGGGCUUCUCCCUGUGGACCCACCCUACGGGGCUCAGACCAGCACCUGCGCUCAAUUCCCUCCUGCCCCCAGGCAUCGUCUUUCUCAUUAAGGCUGGAUGGGCAGCUCCCUGCUGCCAGGUGUGCUUGCCCUGGGCCUUACCACGAGUCUGGUCCUGUUUCCUAACAGCCUGUUCCCUUUUGUCUCGAAGCCUCGGUUCACCCCGCUGUCCCCUUUAUUUCUUUCCCUCUCCCUUUCCUGCACCAGAUCCCAAACAUCCUUGUCCUGAAGGGCCACUGGGAGUCUGGUCUCUUCUCCUGUCUCCCGGUGCAACGGUGCUAUCCUUCUGCCUUCCUCCUUCUUCACAUGGGCUGGCUCCUGUUCUUUCAUCUUCCAGCUUGUAUCUUCGGGAGAAGGCGUCAGCGUUGGUGUCGUCCUUUCCCAGGCGAUGCUCUGCAGAAAAAUCAUACAGUUGCCAACUUAAUGCCCACCUCGUCAAUCAGCUGUUAUCCGUCUGUGUCGAAUGCAGCCAUCUCAAUGGGGCACAUCGGUAACCAAUGCGAAUUUUUGGCCCUUGAUGGCUAGGCAGUCCCUUUUGAUAGUUAUGGGGGCUCUUUCCAGCUUUCUACUGGCGUGAGCAACAGGGUGUUCAAUACCGUCCCUCCGCUGAGCUCGGACCACUCCACUUGUCUGUAGUAAAGACAGUUGCUGCACAUCCAGGGGAUACAAUCCCGGGCGAUGACAUGAGACUUCCCAAGUCUUCCUGAAGCCCUGCUCGGAUCCCUGGUCCCCGGCACCUUCAGUGGUGCCCUCGCGCUGGGUGUCUGGAGGCAGGAUGUGGCUGCAGGUGCUGAUGGGAGCAGCGCUGGCGCUGAGCGCCAUGGCCGCCCCGGGGCAGAGCCCGCCUGGCGCCGCCGUCUUCGCCGACCUGAGCCCCGCGGAGCUGCGCGCCGUGCGGGACUUCCUGCUGAGCCGGCCGGAGCUGGGGCUGGUGCCCGAGCGCACGGGGCCCCUGGCCGCCAACCGCCUCUUCCUGGUGGAGAUGCUGGCGCCCAAGAAACGCCUGGCGCUGCGCUUCCUGGACCAGGACGGGCCCCCGCCUCAGCGCCAGGCCCGCGCCGUCGUCUACUUUGCCGGCCAGGCCCAGCCGAACGUCACCGAGUACGUGGUGGGGCCCCUGCCCCGGCCCAGCUACUACCGACCGCGGCACUUCAAGGGCAGGCGCCCAGUGCCCUUCGCGGCCCGGCCCGUCACGGGCCUGGAGUACGAGCUGCUGCACCAGAAGCUGGAGGAAGCCACGGCGCCGCUGUCCCGCCUGCUGCGCGACACCACGGGCUACUGGUACCACAACUGCAGCACGCGCUGCCUCGUCUACACGGACGUGGCGCCGCGUGGUCUGGCGCCCGGCGAGCGCCGGUCCUGGGUCAUGCUGCAGCGCCUGGUGGAGGGCUACUUCCUGCACCCCGUGGGCGUGGAGCUGCUGCUCGACCACCGCAGCCUGGACCCGCGGCGCUGGGCCGUGCAGCAGGUGUGGUUCCAGGGCCGGUACUUCCCCAGCGUGGAGGCGCUGGCGCAGAGCUACGCGGCCGGCAGCCUGCAGGCCGAGCACCUGCCCGAGCCGGAUGCACACGAGCUGUACUCCAGCUACGUGCCACGCGGGCGCUUCGGCACCGACACGCCCACCGACGUGCACGGGGCCAAGGUGUGCGAGCCCCAGGGCCGGCGCUACCGCGUGCAGGGCAACCAGGUGGAGUACGGGGGCUGGGCGCUGGCCUUCCGGCUCCGCUCGUCCUCCGGGCUGCAGCUGUUCGACCUGCGCUUCGACGGGGCGCGCGUGGCCUACGAGCUGAGCGUGCAGGAGGCGCUGGCUUUCUACGGCGGCAGCACUCCCUCGGCCAUGCAGACCAAGUUCCUGGACGCCGGCUGGGCCAUGGGUACCCUGGCGCACGAGCUGGCGCCCGGCGUGGACUGCCCCGAGUCCGCCACCUUCAUAGACGCGGUGCACCUGUACGACGCGGCGGGGCCGGUGCGGUUCCGGCGGGCGCUGUGCAUCUUCGAGCUGCCCACGGGCGUGCCCCUGCGGCGCCACUUCAACAGCGACUUCCAGGGCAGCUUCCGCUUCUACGGGGGGCUGGAGGGCACUGCCCUGGUGCUGCGCACCACCGCCACCGUCUACAACUACGACUACAUCUGGGACGUGCUGCUGUACCCCAACGGCGUCCUCGAGGCCAAGGUCCACGCCACCGGCUACAUCCACGCCACCUUCUACACCCCUGAGGGGCUGAGCUAUGGCAGCCGUGUCCAGCGCCACGUCCUGGGCAACAUGCACACCCACCUCGUGCACUACAAGGUGGACCUGGAUGUCGCAGGCACCGCCAACAACUUUGAGACGCUGGAGCUGCAGCUGGAGAACAUCUCCCUUCCCUGGAGCCCGGGCGAGCGGCUGGUGCAGCCACGCCUGCAGCGCCGCCCGCGCCGCACGGAGCGCCAGGCUGCCUUCCCGCUGCGCCAGCCCCUGCCCCGCUACCUGCUCUUCACCAGCUCCGGCAGGCGCAACCGUUGGGGCCACCAGCGCAGCUACCGCAUCCAGCCCAGCUCCCACGCCGGCCCUGUGCUGCCCCGUGGCUGGAAGGAGGAGAAGGGCAUCGCUUGGGGCAGGUACCACCUGGCGGUGACACGACACCACGAGAACGAGGGGCGGAGCAGCAGCAUCUACACCCAGCACGACCCCUGGGACCCGCUCGUCAACUUCGAGACCUUCAUCCGCGAUGACGAGAGCAUCGAGAACCAGGACCUGGUGGCCUGGGUGACGGUGGGGUUCCUGCACAUCCCGCACUCCGAGGACGUGCCCAACACAGCCACGCCGGGCAACGCCGUGGGCUUCUUCCUGCGCCCCUUCAACUUCUUCGACGAGGACCCGUCGAUGGCGUCGCGCAGCCCCAUCAUUGUGCGCCCGCUCGACCCCGACGCCACCCGCCUGCAGGUGCAGCGCUGGACGCCCGCCAGCCCCGGGCCCUGCGUGGCGCCGGAGCCCUUCCACUACAACGGCACCUACCGGGAGGAGUGAGCCACGCCGCGCCACGGCUGUGGGGAUCGGGCCCUGCCCUCCACCCUGGCUGGGUAGAGGAGCUGGGCCGGGCUGGUGCCCCUCUGCUCUCAGCAGCACGUCCCGGGCACGUUUCCCUGCGGAGCUCCCUGCCGCAGGGUCUCUGCUCAGCUCGGUUGCCUGCAACAGGAGCCUUAGUCCUUAGGGCCCUGGACCUAUAGAAGGGGACCAAACCCCCAGCCGGGGGCACGGAUAGGGGUUGGGGAGGAGGCCGGGCUGGGGCAGGGGGUGUGGGAGGUCACAGGCAUCCCUAGUAAAGUUCGCUUUAGCCCCAGCCGCGCGCCCGAGUCCUUUGUGCCCCCCUGCCCCUGCCGGGUGCAGGACCCAGCUCACAGCCCUGUCCCAGCAAGCCGUGACCCCCCCAGCCCGCAGCACAGAGGCAGAGGCACAGACGGGCUAAAUCGGUUUAUUGGGGUGGGGGGCUACGGCGAGGACGACAUGCAGGGCGGGCACACGGGCCCGGGCGGCACCCGCCCGGCUACAGGAUGACGGCACAACACAGCACAUGCUACACGGGCCUGCACGGCCCCCAGGCCAGGCGGGCGGGCAGACGGCGCCGCCCCGGGGCAGAGCGGCAGGGACAGGGGGCAGGAGCUUCACCCCCAGCCCCAGCCUGGAGACCUACCCCUACCCCGGGUUGGGGUGGAGGGGUGGGCUGGAUGGCAGCUCCCAGCAUGCACUGCUCCCACAUGGCCAAGCUGCUCCCAUUGCUGGAGCCCACGAGGCCAGGGCCAUGGUCACGGUCACGUCCAGGACCCGCAGCCCCAGCGUGGGGGGGACCGGGUUUCCCUUCUCCAAGGACAGGGUCAGGCCAGGGGGGCCUGGCCCAACCCAGCAUCGGGUGAGCAGCCAGGCCAGGCCAGGAGCUGCCCCCUUCUGCUGUGGGGGGGGUGGUCCAAGCGUGACAGAGCACACGCGUGUGCACACACAGUACAGCUCAGCCCCUCCCAUAGGGAGCAGCAGGCAGACACACACACACGCACACAUACCCCCACAGGCAACAGACAUAGGUGUGCAGGUGCACACACACACACACACACACACACGUGUGUGCCAGGAUAACUGAGUACAGGCACAUGCACACACCUGCACAGAGAGAGGAGGCAUGUGCAUGUGAACACAUGUACAAGCAGACACGCCAAAGGGACCUGGACCCAAUCAGGUUUGGACACAGACAUACAGGUUCCCGCACGUGCGAGCGCCAGGGCACAUGCACAUGCACGUGCGCACACACACACGCCUACACAUGCAAACGCCAGGGCAUAUGCACCUGCUUAUGCACGCAUACACAAACACAUAUACAUACACUCACAUGGAAGCGCCAGGGCGCACGCACAUACACACACUUACAUGCACACACAUAUGGAAGUGCCAAGGCACAUGCACACACACACACACACACACA